Thamnophis elegans (Western terrestrial garter snake) is the source of this 1455-nucleotide messenger RNA. RefSeq names its product chromosome 4 C6orf118 homolog (gene C4H6orf118). NCBI's taxonomy places the organism in Eukaryota, Metazoa, Chordata, Lepidosauria, Squamata, Natricidae. The record is from RefSeq and is a predicted model, not a curated record.
AUGGCAGAAAGCAAGCAAAAAUCCCAUCUGACUGAGCUUUUAGAUGAUGUGGAAAAGGCUCAAUCUGACAUUCGGCUCUAUGUGUCAGGCCACCUAAACCAUAAUAAGCUCUUCAAGCCCCAUAAAUCUGCAAAAUACAACUAUUGGGUGAGUUCCAAAAAACCCACCUUACUGUCUGCCAAAGAGGAUGCCCUAGGAGGACCCUAUGGAAUGCUGGAAAAAAUUAGCAGCAGCAAAGAUGCUCCUCCAGUGCCUAUCCGUGCCAAAUCUGCUUUCCCAUUGGGUUAUCAGUCCCCAGUCCACCCAGCCAGCUUUAGAGCACCAGUAAGCAUGUCACUCAAUAUCACUGCUUUCAAACAACAGAAGAAAGAGGCUCCUGAGAAACCUGAAGAGGAAGCCAGCACAUUUCCAAGGCAACUUAUACGAGAGGAGCUGGACAUUCCAGAAAUGAGAUUGUUGAAAUGCAGACGACUCAAGAACAGCAGGCUUUGUGACAAGGAGUUUAAAGACGAAUACCUGUUCUUACCUUCCUAUCUGGCUGGUGUGACUAAAAAGGACCAAUAUAACAAGUUCAUGCAAGUUGAGAAGGAGUAUAUUGCCAAGCAAGAUUUGUUGGAGAAUGAUUUCAUUGGGAGCAAGUCAACAGAGCACCAUGAAAAAAGUUGGCUCAGGUAAGCACUUCAGAAUAUCUGUGAUUGCAGACGUCCACAUUUCUAUCGAUUACAGGCUAUUGGUCAAGUGUUUGAAGAUAUCUGUAAUAGUUCCUUGAUAUUUGGUGACAUAUUGAAGGAAGUGAAAAAUGAAUAUGAGCUCUACAUGGUGAUCCUGCUGGAUUCUUUGCCUGCAAUGCAAUACAGAACCUUGCAAGAGCAAGUCAAAGGCAUGAAGAAAAGAAUGGUGAUGACUCAUGAAAUAGAAGAGAGCAGACAGACAAUACAGGACCUUGUGCAGAAAAGCAAAUUGGCUUUAGCAAGAAUGAAGAGUGAGUUAAAUAAAUUGGAAAUUGAACUUUGGGUGAGCCAGAUGGAUAGAAAGCAACAGGUAAAAAAUGAAAAAGGUGAUGAAGAAGGGGUAGAAGCAACGUCUAUGACCAAUGCUGAACUGCUUGACAUCUCUGAGGUGCCAAUCAUUAUGAAAUUGGAGGAAAUUCAAGCAAUUGAGAAAGAAAUUAAAAACACGAUGACUUUCAGUAGCAUUAUAAACAUUAAACAAAAGACUGUGAAAGAAUUAGAGGCAGAAGCAAGCAAACUUGAGGCCUCAAACAAGUUUCUGAAAAUACAAAUAAGAGAUACGGAACAUAGUAUCAGAGCAACACUAAGAAGGCAGAAGCUUAAUGAAGGUAAAGGCAGAGGUAAGCAUUUGUGGGAGUUAGUGCACGACUUCUUGCAACCUCUUGGAGAAGAUAUCAACGAAGACACACUUGAAUUGUCUUCUCAGGCAUCCUUACAGCUUUGA